Molecule: messenger RNA, 618 nt
Organism: Salvia splendens (bonfire salvia)
Lineage: Eukaryota; Viridiplantae; Streptophyta; Magnoliopsida; Lamiales; Lamiaceae
Exons: 2
Coding region: 73-396 (107 amino acids)
Source: RefSeq, a predicted model, not a curated record
UUACGUCUGACAGAAGAAUCAGCCCAGAACCCUAAUUUUAUUGAGCAGCAAAUUUGGGACGCCGCCGAAGCAAUGGGGAAAUCGAUUAGAUCGAAGAGGGAGAAGAGGCUGAGGUCGAUUAGGAGGGAGAUGGUUGAGCCGAUUUAUGACAAGAAGGACGCCGCCAAGCUAGCCAUCCAGGAGGCGGCCCUCGCCGCUCCCAAGCUCCCAGUUAAACCCACUCGCACCGACGACGAUGCUGCUUUCUCUUUCGCCGCCAUGGAAGUCGAGACUGCCGCGGAUGAUAAUCAGAGUUCCAAAUUCCUCAAACCUAUUGGAAAAAAGCUCAAGAAGAAGAUUAAGAUUGCCAAGAAGAAGUUCCACGGCAAGGGCAAAAUCAGAAGGAAAAACUUGUAAUUUUGAUGCUAGAUUUCUCCCCUCUUUUGAAGCUUUUUGUUUUUUGAUCUAUUAAUGUUUCGAUGCUACUUUGUUGAAUUGAUGUGAGGUAUUGUGAUAGCCAAUUUGUUGGGGAAGGAAGAAUUGAAUCUACUCAUUCGUAUAAAAAAAAUACAUUUUUUCAUUUAUUUUGAUUAGUUCUUAGCUAGUACUAUUAUUUUUAUUCAGCCAUCAUGCAAAUCA